Puma concolor (puma) is the source of this 1899-nucleotide messenger RNA. RefSeq names its product ATP synthase mitochondrial F1 complex assembly factor 1 (gene ATPAF1). The record is from RefSeq and is a predicted model, not a curated record. Gene Ontology annotation, cellular component: mitochondrion. Gene Ontology annotation, biological process: mitochondrial proton-transporting ATP synthase complex assembly. Lineage: Eukaryota; Metazoa; Chordata; Mammalia; Carnivora; Felidae.
AUGGAGCCGGCGCGCGGGCCGCGGGCUGAGGCCGACGCGCACGAGGAGGAGGAGGCGGAGGCGGCAAUGGCUGCCGUGGUGGCGGCGGCCGGUGGCACGGGCCCCGCCGUGCUGCAGGUGGCCGGUCUGUACCGGGGCCUGUGCGCGGUGCGUAGCCGCGCUCUAGGACUGGGGCUCGUGUCCCCCGCGCAGCUGCGUGUGUUCCCGGUGCGCUGCGGCUCAGGCCGGCCCGCGGGGGGUGCCGACGGCAGCGGGGCCGGGGCCGAGCUCGAGGCCAACCCCUUCUACGACCGCUACCGGGACAAGAUCCAGCAGCUGCGCAGAUCUGACCCAGCUGCUUUUGAAUCCCGACUAGAGAAGCGCAGUGAGUUUCGGAAGCAGCCAGUGGGGCACUCCAGGCAAGGUGACUUCAUCAAAUGUGUGGAACAGAAGACAGACCCCUUGGGGAAACAGCCUGUGAGCAGAGGAUUCACUAAGGACAAGACUCUCAGUUCAAUCUUUAACAUUGAGAUGGUGAAAGACAAAACUGCAGAAGAAAUAAGACAGAUUUGGCAGCAGUAUUUUGCAGCAAAGGAUACAGUCUACGCAGUUAUUCCUGAAGAGAAGUUUGACUUGAUCUGGACCCGAGCUCAGUCCUGUCCAACAUUUCUAUGUGCACUACCAAGAAGGGAAGGUUAUGAGUUCUUUGUAGGACAAUGGACAGGUACUGAACUCCACUUCACUGCACUUAUAAAUAUUCAGACCCGAGGGGAUGCUGCAGCCAGCCAGUUGGUUUUAUAUCACUACCCUGAACUUAAGGAGGAAAAGGGCAUAGUGCUGAUGACAGCAGAAAUGGAUACCACAUUUCUGAAUGUUGCUGAGGCACAGUGCAUUGCCAACCAAGUUCAGCUCUUCUAUGCCACUGACCGGAAGGAGACCUACGAGUUAGUGGAGACCUUUAACUUCAGACCAAAUGAAUUCAAAUAUAUGUCUGUCAUCGCUGAAUUGGAGCAAAGUGGACUUGGAGCAGAGCUGAAAUGUGCCCAGAACCAGGAUAAGACUUAGAGCUGUAAGGAUUGGCUUACAGCAUCUGCUCAGCCCUGGAUAGUUUUUUAAAGCCCACCUGCCCCCUUGAACUUUUGGAGCUUAACAGAUAUAAGGAGCAGUCUCUAAUGAGUUGACCUGUGUGCUUAUUGCAAGUAGUAGUCAUGGAGGUGAGCCCUUUUACUUGAUAUUCAGGAAUGAAGGUAGCAGACAUUCUGAGAAUUCUCUGCCAGCGUAUUUAAGCUUUCCUUUUUAAGUGUUUGAGGUCACAACCAGAGAGAGCUAAGGAUCCACAGGAUGGUUGAUUUGACUUUACACAGUGUAAUAGUGCUAUGCACCGUACAGCUCCCAAAUGAUUAGUUCCUCAUAUGUAUAAACUUGUGACAGGGUAAUAAGCUUGACGACCUGCUGUAGUUAGACGUGGGCUUUGCAUACUCUUCCUGUGUGCCCCUUGGCUGACCAAAGGCAUAGCCCAAAUAUCCUGUUUAGAAUCUAGAACAACCAGAUAUUGCUAUCAGGAUUAAGACUUAAUGUAGAUGUCCCCAGAGUUGCCUUUAGUGUAGCUGGUUUGGAGGGUCUUGUAGAUUUCAAGUGUAGUUAAAUACACCAGUAUGGUGCCUGCGUACUGUUAAACCAUAGUUUGUGGUACCUCCUCCUCUAGAAGCUGUGUAUUUGGAGGGGGGGAGUCAGUACAGUGUCAACAAAUCAACACUUCUGUAAGGAAAGGAUUGGUCCAGAUUUGCAUGUUUUGCUUUGUUUGUUUUAAACAACUCUAAACCAUGCCAGUAUUAAAUGAAAAAGUAGGUGGAAGCAAAUGUUCCCAGAUUGGGUGUGGGGAAAAUGUAGCAAUAAAAUAAAGUCUGGCUUACAGUCUUU